GCAACCAAUUUUUUGCAAAGACUGAUCAACAGCUCUUUCGCAUUCUUUCGCAUUCUUUCACGGGAGCACAUCAUUUGCGAUGAAGCCACCAGUUCAGGAACAGGCACCUACGCCAUUGUGUUAUACAACGCGGUGAAUGCCAAGCUCGGCCGUUCAUGCCGCCUUUUCCAUGGCCACAGGGAGCUGAAGCCGUACCACCACUUGAACAGCAUCAAUGCUGAACUGGGUUUGAGGAUCCAAGUGAUUUGGACAGGAACCAGCAAUGCUCAGAGUGUGCGCCACGAACGUGCAUUCGCAGCUCUCAAGUCAGAUAUUGAUGGCAUAGUGGUGACCUGGGGUGACAGAGAAUGGGGAGGAGAUUCUUCCAAAGUUCAGCAACGCCUGAAGAACGGAGCAACCCAGGUAUUUGGCACGUUUGGUGCUUUCGAGGUCGCCAACGAGGAUGACAUUGACUGCGGUAGGGGGGCAUUUGCAGCGACCAAGGCCAAUGGAUCUGUGGUCACAUGGGGAGAUCAAGACUUUGGAGGCGAUUCCUCGUCAAUUGCCUCGCAGCUGCGCAGCGGGGUCACGCAUGUUUGCUCUACAUACGCUGCUUUCGCUGCAACGAAGGCAGAUGGAUCUGUCGUGGUUUGGGGUCACCCAGACUACGGUGGAAAUUCUUCCAAAGUCAAUUCGAGGCUGAUGGAAGGUGUUGUCGCGCUCAGCACGACCCAGGCUGCCUUUAGUGCCUUGAAAGCUGAUGGAUCUGUGGUUACCUGGGGUGACGGAGAUUACGGUGGUGAUGCUCAAGAGGCCUUGCCCUCCUUGCAAUCUGGUGUGAAACUGCUCGCAGCGACAUAUGGAGCCUUUUCGGCCGUGAAAGAAGACGGAUCCGUGGUUAGCUGGGGCCACAAAGAGAUGGGUGGAAGGCAGAUGGGAUGUGGAAGCCGGCUGCAACAAGGAGUUUGUCAUGUUUGCGGCACAUAUGGAGCAUUCGCUGCCACCAGAGAAGAUGGAUCCGUCGUAGUGUGGGGUGAUGCAAAGUGUGGAGGCGACGCAUUUGAUGUUGACCUUCAAAACAUUGCGCAGAUUUGUGCUACUUACAGCGCUUUUGCGGCGCUCUCAACAGCUGGUUCGGUAAUUGCCUGGGGCGACCCAGACUGGGGUGGCGAUGCUUCAAGUGUGGCAAAUGACUUGCGCCAGGGUGUGGUGCAGGUUUGCAGCACCUACGGGGCGUUUGCCGCACUGAAGGAGGACGGCUCCGUGGUCACUUGGGGCGAUCCAUCUUGUGGCGGUGAUUCAUCCACAGUCGCAAGCAGGAUCAGAAAGCGUGUCUUUCAGCUCUGCAGCACAUAUGGUGCUUUUGCAGCAACGAAAGCAGAUGGAUCGGUGGUGACCUGGGGAGAUGCAGAUUGGGGAGGAGAUUCCACUGCAGUGCAGGAUCAGCUCUACAUGGUCGCAUUUGUUUGUGGAACAUCCCGUGCAUUUUUGGAACUGCGCAGCAACGGCACUUUCUUUCUUGGAGAUGAUGCCUUCGACAGUAGUGACGAGGGCUAUGAUGGUCUUUUGGUUGGUGUGGUUGCUGUAAGCGGUACUGGUGGAGCAUUUGCAGCAAGGAAGGUGGAUGGCUCCGUGGUGACUUGGGGAGACCCAACGUCGGGUGGGAAGUCGUCUAAAGUGGCACAAGAACUGAAAGCGGGCGUGAGCUCAGUAUCCCAUACAGCAGGGGCCUUUGCUGCAGUCAAGGCAGAUGGAUCCGUUGUUGCAUGGGGCGAUCCAGCAUGUGGGGGCGAUACUCUUGUCGUUUCAAAGCAAUUGAGAGAAGGUGUUGCACAAGUUCUUGGAUUGUACAAGGUUUUCGCCGCUAUCAAGCUGGAUGGAACUCUGGUCAUUUGGGGUGACGAAAAGCUUGCUGCUGCAGAUACAUAUGAUCGUCACCAGCAGCUCAUCCACAUCACGUCUGUGUGUGGCACGUCUCGGUCCUGUGCCGCUUUGAGAUCAGAUGGUCACGUGCUGACCUGGGGCGAAGGUCCAUGGGGUGGUGAUUCAGCAGAUGUCGCUCACCAGCUUGAGGAUGUAGCCCAACUUUGUGCAACUGGUGGUGCGUUUGCAGCAAGAACCAAGGAAGGUGUUGUAGUCACCUGGGGUGACGAGAAUAGUGGUGGCAAUUCUCUGGAAGUUUGGGACCAACUUUCUGCUGGAGUGGUGGAUUUGUGUCACACCAGCGGGGCUUUUGCCGCGCGGAAGAGCGAUGGUUCUGUUGUGACAUGGGGUGACGAAGAGCUUGGAGGGAAUUCCUUUGGUUUGGACUUUGACUUGCAGAAUGUAACGCAGCUUUGCGGAAACGGCUACGCUUUUGCUGCUGUUCGGAGAGAUGGCAGGGUAAUCACAUGGGGCGACCCGAACGCUGGCGGGGAUUCCAGCUCUGUGUCGGUUCAGCUCACAGAUGUCCGUCGAGUGUUCAGCACGUAUCGCGCAUUUGCUGCAGUGAAGGAUCGCGGAGCAGUGGUCACCUGGGGUGAUCCCGCCUGUGGUGGUGACUCUUCAAGUGUUCAUGCAGCUCUCACUCAGGGUGUUGCAUCAAUUUGCGGAACCUAUGGUUCCUUCGCAGCAGUAAAAAAAGAGGGAACAGUUGUGACUUGGGGCGAUGCAAAGACUGGGGGCGACUCCUCAUCGGUUCAGCCGGUGUUCAUUCCUGACAGCGACGGUUGA
This is a messenger RNA of Cladocopium goreaui, 2691 nucleotides long. The record is from the annotation of a GenBank genome assembly. Lineage: Eukaryota; Dinophyceae; Suessiales; Symbiodiniaceae.